This is a messenger RNA of Trichobilharzia szidati, 2788 nucleotides long. The record is from the annotation of a GenBank genome assembly. NCBI's taxonomy places the organism in Eukaryota, Metazoa, Platyhelminthes, Trematoda, Strigeidida, Schistosomatidae.
CUUUGAAGGCCUUCUUAUGGUUCGUUUUUCACUGCACUCAAAUUUGUUUAUAUGGUCCUUAGUGCAUUCAGCGGGUGACCCUGGUGCAAGUUAAAUGGUUUGCGCGCGUACGUUGUCUGAUCCCGUUGGGGUUAUAUCUAUGGCUUCAGAUAAAAAUGUGGAGCAAGGGGAUCAGAAUAUAGUUUCAGAAUUUUGUCACCUCCUUGAGAAAUCAAAGCAAUUGUUUAAUGGCUUGCGUGAUUUACCACAGCAUGGUCAUAGACAGUGGAAGGCUUAUUUCGGUCGCACUUUCGAUGUUUACACAAAGUUAUGGAAAUUUCAGCAGCAACACAGACAAAAGCUAGACGAAUUGUAUGGACUUAAGCGGUGGCAAAUCGGGGAAGUUGCGUCAAAAAUUGGUCAAUUAUACCAUCACUAUUAUUUACGCACUAGUGAUCUGCAUUACCUGAAUGAGUCAUUCGCAUUCUUCUCAGCUAUUCGUACUCGUGACUACUACUCAAAAGCCAAUAAAGAAGAACGACCCGAUCUCAUGAUCAAGAAACUUCGGUACUAUGCUCGGUUUAUACUAGUAUGUCUUCUUCUGCGCAAAAUGAAGCUUGCAAAUGAUCUAAUUAGAGAAUUCUCUAAACAGGUCGAUGAUUAUAUUGAUAUUUAUGAUUCUGAUGACCGUUUGGGAUGGGCUGUAGUGAUUCAAGAAAUGAAAGAUUUCGUGGAUGGUGACUCAAUAUGUGAAAUCGUCGACUGUGAUACACCACAAAUUUAUGCUUCAAAAAGGCUCAAUGCAUUUAACAGCCCACAAAUCGAAAGACAUGAAACUGGUCAUUUACAGUUAUCUGAAGUUCUAAUUAUUGGAAACUGCUAUGACCAAAUUCGCUUUAGUGAGUUGUCAUUAGAUAUGUACCGCAUGUUACAAACGUUUGAACGUGACCCACGGGGACAGAUGCUGAACAGUCGGAAUUCUAAACUGAGUGUGACUGACGGUUUGGAAAAUGGUAUUUCUGCCAACUAUCUUCUUGAUUCACCUGAAGUAACAAAUCCUCACAAGUAUCUUCUGUACAAACCUACAUUUUCUCAGUUCAAUACCUAUGUUGCUACAGCGUUCAAGGAUCUUUCAUCCACUGGAGCAAUGUUACUUUAUAUAUCUGCUGAUGGUGUUCGGGCUCCUGUUGUAAAAAAUAAUGAGUCACAUUUAGGAGCAGCUGGUUACGAUUAUGGUGGAGUUGUUACAAAUAAUCGGCAUGAACAAGAAUUCUGUAUAAAACCAAAACGGUGUAGCUAUAAAGAACCUCAUUGCAUUCAUCCCGGUGAUCUCCUUCUUUACACACGCAAACCUCUGUUUGUCAUAGUUGACAGUGACAACAGUUCAACUUUCCGGAAUAUUCCUAAUCUAUUCGGUCAACCGUUCGUAUGCCUUCUUUCACCUGAAGUUAUCCCAGAGAAAUUAGAAAGUCAACGGCAUCGAGGCAAUCUGUUUACAUUAUUCUUGCAUUGUCCAUUAACUGCAUUUUGCUUUACAUGCAAUUUGACGAAAAUAACUCAGAAAACAUGGGAUCGAGCACAAAAUAUCAUAGAUUCUUUUCUAACAGAAUGUUAUCAAGUUCUGACACGCUCCAGGAGUUUAGAUUACUCCUACCAACAAUUCCUUUCGGAUGACUUCUUACGAACAAUAAUAUUACGAUAUUGUUUCUGCAAUAUUGUCCUUCAGCUUCAUCGAGGGUUUCAUGGACCUUCUUUUUAUCCUUCGUGUUCUCCUUCUCUACCGGGAUCAGAAUUAAUGGAUUGUCGUGUACUACAUAAGCUGAUCACAGAAUUAGCAUCGUUAUUAGAUUGUCGAGCACUUUUCGCCACUGCAGAUGAUUACUCAAAAGAUUGAACAAUGAGAAUUUCGAGAGACUAUCCCUAACAUAUAUAUAUAUAUAUAUAUAUAAUAUAAUAUUUAUCUGUUAUAAUAUGGUAUUCCUCCUAUCUAUUGACAACUAUCCUCAGGAUUAGUGUGUCAAAGUAAUGCUUUCCUGCCCCCACAAGUGCUUACACUCUUUCUUUCAUUUUAACAAAAUAUGUGACACCAAUGAUAAGAUAUUCCCAAAUAUAUAUAUGAAACUAUGAUCACCUCCUUCCUGUAUUCUUAAACAUUUUAUUGCAUUUUGCUGUAUUUUUUUGAUUUCUUUUCAUAUUCUGAAAAAGAACAACCAUUAUAUAGAGUGCAUUUUUGUUUAUUACUUUUAAAAAUCCUGUUGAUUUUAUUAUUUAUCACGUCUAUUUACCAAAUAUAAAUUCAGUCUUAAGUUGUGUCCGACACAGAAAAUCUCUUCUCAAAGAAUCAAUAAUUAUUAACAUCUUAGUGGAAGUAUAAAUGACGCCUAGUAGUCGUAAGGAUACACUUAAAUAAAUUAUCCUAUUAAUACUUCAGAUGUUUAUCCUUACAAUUAUGCAUCAUUAUCUUUCCGUUAAAUGUCAUAAUUACUGAUUCUCUCCGUUGUGGUGUCGGUGGGUGGGGGAGAGCGGCAGUUUCUGUAUCGAACUACUAUUGUAUACCGUCUGUAUUUAGGAUUUUCCAACUACACUUAUUUAGUUAUUAGAGUGGAACAAACAAACAAAUACUUCACUUGAAUUUCGAUUGCUGUCAUUUUCCAUAAAUACGCGCAAAGCUUCUUUUUCUUCUUUCUUUUAAAUGUACCACUUGAUUUCUCACGAGAAACAACUUUUAAAAUUGGUUGUUAAUGCUGCUGCAACCUUGUACUACUAGACUACCCUUCAUCCCUUAAUUAUAAUGAAUGCUAAAUGCAAG